This is a messenger RNA of Leptomonas pyrrhocoris, 1619 nucleotides long. RefSeq lists its product as hypothetical. The record is from RefSeq and is a predicted model, not a curated record. The transcript has a single exon. NCBI's taxonomy places the organism in Eukaryota, Euglenozoa, Kinetoplastea, Trypanosomatida, Trypanosomatidae. Bases 90 to 1619 code for a protein of 509 amino acids.
GUACACAGGCGUGUUUGGGUUUUCCCUUUCCCUUUUUUUCUUUGUAGUCGGUGGUGGGCGCUCGAAGUGAAAUCGCCAAGAAAAGAAAUAUGCGGCGUUUUCCACGGUGCACGACGGCGGCGUCUGCGACGGGAGGCGCCAUUAGCGGGGCGGCGGCGGCCUAUCACAUGCCGGGGUGGAAGACGCAGUCCAGCACAAAAGAUGCCCGCACGCGCGAGCAACGCGAGGCAGAUCGCAAAGUGCGCCAAAUCGAGAAGCUGCCCCGUCCGGAGGCGAUGCACGAUUUCCAGUACCCAUACGAGAAGACGAUCUUGUCGGACAGCAUGUUCCAGUACCCCGUCUACGAGUCGGAGCUCGACACGCCGCACCUCUUUCACCUCACCCCGCCGCCCGACUUUUUUGUGUACUGGAACGCGAGCGACUUUGCGCGCACCUCCUACCCGCCUGUACCCAACGCCGACCACCGUGCACUGGUGCCGUCGUCGCAGUCGCCGCAGUGGAUCGGGCACCGCGCCCGCCUGCUGCGUUACCUGCGCAAGCACGAAGUGUGUCCCGCCUACGUGCCUCACGUGAAGGCAGACGUCAACCUUUCAGUUGUGUUCCCGGGGCAGUACAACACGCGUGCGCGUUUGACCGGCGAGGACGGGGAGCCGAUUCCCACACCGCUGCCAGAGACGAAGCUGACCGCGCGCAAUUUCUGGUUCACGGCGCACUGCGGCAACUACAUCGAGCUCACCGACCUCCAGCAACCGCCGAGCAUCUUCUUUUUCGAGGAAGACGCCGCCGCUGCUUCCACGGCUGCUGCUGCCACGGAGGCCUCCGCGACCACCAAGAAGGAAUCUCCCUCCUCUGCCCCGAACUAUUACACCUUGGUCAUCCUAUCCCCCGACUACCCGUACCGCGUGCCCUUGUCUCACGACCGCCAACACGCCAGCAAAGGGUUCUUUCUGAAUUACAUGGUAUCCAACCUCUCUGCGCACUCUGCGGCGCAGGUCAACGGCGUGGUGGUUGACACGCAGGGGCUGCAGAGAGAAGGCGACGUGGUCAUCCCGUACGUGGCGCCGCUGCCGACCGAAGACGCUGGCACCACCCGCCACCUCUGCCUGCUGUUCAAGCAGACCGGCGCCGUGCCCAACCUGCGCACCCUCACACCGGAGGAGGAGCGGCAGCACUUUCCGUUGGCCGUGCGCAGCAACUUCCGCCUGCACACCGCAAGACCGGCAGAGCAGGGCGCAACUGCCGCCCCGGCGGCCUGUCUAGCGAGUCUGCGCGCCGUGCAGGACGCCAUUCCGGCAGACCCGAGCGCCGUCACUUUCUUCACCACCGCGUGGGACAUUCAAGUGCAGGAGUACUACGCGAAGGUCGAGCUGCCAGAGCCGGCCGCGCCGGUGGAUGAGGAGAUUGAGGCGCUGCUGGAGUACCACGCGACGCCGCCGGCGAAGCUGCGCGUGCGUGCGCGGCACCGCGCGGACGGCUCCGUCAACAACGGCGAGGACCCAAACUUCUGGGGUCAGGUCGCGCCCACCCGCAUGAUGGAUGGCAGCAUGCAGCACGGCUCGGGGUGGUCGCGCCGCACCGCGAUGGGGCACAAUGGCGUGCCGGUGGUGUAUCCUCAUUGA